Mustela lutreola (European mink) is the source of this 5422-nucleotide messenger RNA. It is a transcript of the gene PARS2, whose product is annotated as prolyl-tRNA synthetase 2, mitochondrial. Gene Ontology annotation, molecular function: ATP binding; proline-tRNA ligase activity. The transcript has 2 exons. NCBI's taxonomy places the organism in Eukaryota, Metazoa, Chordata, Mammalia, Carnivora, Mustelidae. The coding region runs from base 533 to 1960 and encodes 475 amino acids. Gene Ontology annotation, biological process: prolyl-tRNA aminoacylation. Gene Ontology annotation, cellular component: cytoplasm; mitochondrion. The record is from RefSeq and is a predicted model, not a curated record.
CGCUGGGCCGGCGUGGCGGGCGCGCGGACAGCGUUGACUGGCACUUCGGUUGGUGAGCGUGGGUGACAGCACGUGCGUCCCUCCUUGGUUUGGGGCGGGGUCGCAGACACCUGAACUCUGGGAUAGUGUGUUUCGUCUGUUGUAACACGAGCGCAGACCUUUCUCCCCUGUGGACCUCGGGUCUUGUGAGUGUCACGGUGUUUCCGGAAGUGCCAGCCCUGGAGAGACCCUCUGGGACCGCCUGGUGGCCCGGCCAACCUUCCCAUUUUAUGUAUGGGGAAACUGCGGCCUGGAGACUGAAGUCACUUGACCACGGUCACGUAGCCAGUGAAGGCCGAGCUGGUUCGUAGAACCAGGUCUGGAGCCCCAUUGCUUUGAUGCUACACGGUCCCAGACGGAAACGGUGGAACUUGCAGGCGAGGACCUAGCCUUCCAGGUGUGCCCCUGUGCUCAUCUGCAGUGUCGCUGGUCAGGUGACCCCACAUCCUUGAGCUUACCUCGUCUGCACAAGUGCUUCUCUGGGCCAGGUGUCAUGAAAGGGCUGCUGUCAAGAUGCAGAGCACUGCCUGUCCUGGCCACCUGCAGCCACCAGCUCUCUGGGUGUGGUCCUCACAGGUUUUACCACCGUGACCCCGAGACAGGGAAGCGCUUGGUGCUGUCUCGCAUGUUCCAGCCCCAGAACCUUCGGGAAGACCAGGUGUUGUCUCUUGAGGGCAGGUCUGGCGACCUGACGUGUAAGAGCCAGCGGCUGAUGCUGCAGGUGGGCCUGAUCCACCCGGCAGGCCCUGGCAGUUACCACCUCCUGCCGUAUACCGUGCGCGCCCUGGAGAAGCUCGAGCGGCUGAUAGACCAGGAGAUGCAGGCCAUCGGAGGGCAGAAGGUCAACAUGCCCAGCCUCAGCCCAGCGGAGCUCUGGCGAGCCACCAGCCGCUGGGACCUCAUGGGCAAGGAGCUGCUAAGACUCAGAGACAGACACGGCAAGGAGUACUGCUUAGGACCCACUCAUGAGGAAGCCAUCACAGCCCUAGUCGCCUCCCAGAAGACAGUGUCUUACAAGCAGCUCCCAUUCCUGCUGUACCAGGUGACAAGGAAGUUUCGGGAUGAGCCCAGGCCCCGCUUCGGUCUUCUCCGCGGCCGGGAGUUUUACAUGAAGGACAUGUACAGCUUCGACGCCUCCCCAGAGGCCGCCCGGCUUACCUACGGCCUAGUGGGCAAGGCCUAUGGCAGCCUGUUCCGCAGACUGGGGCUGCAGUGCGUCAGGGUGCAGGCGGACGUGGGCAGCAUCGGGGGCACCACGUCUCACGAGUUCCAGCUGCCGGCUGACAUCGGGGAGGACCGGUUUGCUGUGUGUCCUGGCUGCGGCUUCUCGGCCAACAUGGAGACGUUGCGCAUGUCGCACACCGACUGCCCGGCCUGCCGGGGCCCGCUCACCGAGGCCAGAGGCAUCGAGGUGGGGCACACGUUUCACCUGGGCACCAGAUACUCCUCCAUUUUCAACGCCCAGUUCACCGACGCCCAGGGCAAGCCAUGCCUGGCCGAGAUGGGCUGCUACGGCCUGGGCAUGACGCGGAUCCUGGCCGCCGCCAUCGAAGUGCUGUCCACAGAGGACUGCAUUCGCUGGCCAGGGCUCCUGGCGCCUUAUCAGGUGUGCCUCAUUCCCCCAAAGAAGGGCAGUAAGGAAGAGGCGGCCGCCGAGCUUGCAGGCCACCUGUACGACCUUAUCACAGAGACGCUGCCGCAGCUCCGCGGGGAAGUCCUGCUCGACGACAGGACCCAUCGGACUAUUGGAAACAGACUGAAAGAUGCCAACAAGUUUGGCUACCCCUUUGUGAUCAUCGCAGGCAAGAGGGCCCUGGAGGACCCGGCACAUUUUGAAGUUUGGAGCCAGAACACCGGUGAGGUGGUCUUCCUCACCAGAGAGGGCGUCACGGAAUUUCUGAGCCAAGUGCAGGUUGUCUGAAAGCCCCGAGCCACCCCCACCCCAUCCUGCAGCCUCCGGUGUUCACUCUCUUCACUCUCGGGCUGCCAUUUCCUACACUCCCAGGGCGGGUCUCUCUAGAAACAAGGCAGCUCAUGGAAGGAGGGAGCAUGCUAAGGAAGCUGACUUUUAUCCAGUCCUUUUAGACUGUCUGUAUUUCAGGUCUGUGAUUCCAUUCUCUGGGCUGGCCAUGCUGCCAGUUUCCAUUUGUCUUCUCUUCUGGUGAGGAGGCAGAGGGGCAAGAAAGAGCUGCUCCUCUCGGCCCUUCAGUGAGUCACUUCCCUUCUCUUGGCCAAGUUUCCCAUGCGGAGGGUGAGGGUGGCCAGUGGCCAAGGCCCUCCCAGCUCCGGCAGUCUGACCCCUGGCCUCCUGAUGCAUUUGAAGAGCAGGCCCACCAGCCCUCCUCCACUGGACAUGUCUCUUCCCCUGCUGGGGCCUCAGAUUCCCCAUCUGUGACAUGAGAAAAUGGAACUAGAUCUGUAAAGUCCUUACAGCUGUCACCAGUGGGUUCAUAAGAGGUUCACGACAGGCAGAUCUGGUUCCUCUGAUCUUCCAUAGUCUAAGCUACAUGGAAAGUUGAUAGAAUUAGCUACUGGCCCAAAAAACCACCUCCAGAGACCUGGCCAUAUUGAGGCGGCAUAGCACAGAGAUCAGGUUCUGUUGACUGAAUGAGCCUUGCCUGUCAGUGAAUGGUGGUAACACCUGCCAUUUUAACUGUGCAGUGGCUUCCUACCUGGGACUCGUCUGUCCUUUCUUCUACUCUUUCUACACUCCACUCAAAAACAAAAAGAAGCCUACCUUUGGUGGCUGGGAAUAUGUUUGAAACCAUUUCUUCCCCCAGAUGUGAGGGAUAGCAGGCUUCAGGUAUCACAGUGAGCUUGUCCUGGGAGCAGAGUUUGCUCCUCAAGCCACACCAGGGGGCACAUAUCAAGGUCUCUGCCUGAAUUCUCUGGAAAACUAGGAUCAGACUUGAGCCAUCCCAGCAUACUGCAAUUCUUGUCUUAGCCAGUUGUCCCACUUGUCAAACAGCUUCCCAGCAGUUUACCGCUACUGCUGUUACUGCUCGAGUAAUCCACGCCCAAGCACACACCAUCAGGUUUGUUGAUGUACAUGCCAAGUGCUGAUGGGCCCCAGGCCUACCAGUGGUGCUCUGGGCCUGGCAUUUGGGCCAGGAGAUGUGCAUUCCAAGAGCAAACCUAGAAAGGCUGGAUUAUAAAUCAGGGACCUUCCCCUGGGCUGCACUUUGGUCCCACCCAGUUCAGGUUAGGGUCUGGGUGUGGCGUGGGUGUUGUGCAUUUUAAAGCUCUGUAAAUGAUUCUGAAGCGCCUGUGCACAGAGUUGAUUCACGGUUCCCAGGCCUGGGCCGUCCCUGAGCGGCUUUGUGGCUGAGAGUUUUGAGUCAUUUGCUCUGUACAUUAUCGGACUGAUGGGAGCUCUCUGCUUUUAACGAUUUGCUCAUUUAUUUGUUCAGGGCCUGCCACAUACCACUGUGCUGUGAGGCACUGUCGUGUAUCAUUUUCGUACUCUAAACUGUGCAAGGUGGGUGCUGUUUUUACGGAAGAGGCACCUGAAGCACCUUACUCGAGGGUGUACAGCUCCAAAGUAUCAGAGCCAACAUCCGAAGACUGACCAACACUGAUUCCAUUCUCAUUACAACUGCAUGGCCUCCACCAAGACAAAAGUACUUUCACUAAAUAAAACUGAAUUAUUUAUGUCUAUCUAAUCAAAUUAGCCUCAAAUAGACAAGCACUUAGAAUUUGUGCAAAUUGGCAUUUAAAUAUUUUUAAAUAUUUAAUUAAUUCUUACUGAUGUUUGGUUGAUACAUGGAGUUACAUUCAUUUAGGUAUGUAACACAGUGAUUGAGUAACUACUUUAAGCGAUACUCACAGUAUACUCCCAUCUGUCACCCUACACUAUUAUAAUACCAUUGACUAUAUUCCCUGUGCUGUACCUUUUAUCCCUGUGUCCUGUUCGUUCCAUAACAGGAAGCCUCUACCUCCCACUCCCCUUUUUGUAAUUGUGAAUUUGUGCUCCAUCAGCUGAUUUAUGGAAGUUGGAAAGCUAGCCUAAUGUAAGCACUUUAAAAAAUCAGAUUUCAGGGGGCGCCUGGGUGGCUCAGUGGGUUGAGCCUCUGCCUUCAGCUCAGGUCAUGAUCCCAGGGUCCUGGGAUCGAGCCCCACAUUGGGCUCUCUGCUUGGCAGGGAGCCUGCUUCCCCCUCUAUCUCUGCCUGCCUCUUUACCUGCUUGUGAUCUCUGUCUGUCAAAUAAAUAAAUAAAGUCUUUAAAAAAAAAUCAGAUUUCAGGAAUAGAGAACCAAUUAACUUUAAAAUCUUCAUAAAUGUGCAAGUUACAGAAUAAUUCGAGGAUGAUACAGAAUCAUGGAAGUUUAGAACAGGAGGACUUGGAGCCCCGCCUGUCCACCCCUCAUUUCACAGAUGGGAAGCAGGCCUGGAGUGGGAAUUAACCUGCCGCACACCAUCUGACUGGCAGAACACCUGACUGCAGGCCAAGAGCUUUGUCCCUAAAUCAGGCUACCUCUGGUUGAUCUUGUUGCAAGAGAUGUCUGUGCCAGAUCGGCCUCUGGACUACAAAAGCCUUGGACAUGUGAAAUAGGUACCAUCCUUUAUUUUCCAAGGGAGAGAAAUACAGGGAGUACAGUGACUGGCCCAAGGGCAAGCUGAACGGAAACCCACGUGUCCUGAUGACUAAGCCAGGGUGUCUUCUAAGAAGCCAGGGUCAGUACGCUAUGGUGGGAAGAUCAGAACCUGGAAGAGACAUAAUCCUAGAUCCACUGCCACUUGCCAGGGAUGUGACCUUAGACAAAUUACUUGCCCUUUAUGCAUCUCAGCUUCAUCUGUAAGAUGCGUUCAUGGCAGUGCACUUCCCAGGGGGUUGCCUGCAUUCACUUAAGUGAAAUGCUUAACCCGGUGCACUCAGGAAACACAUCCUUCAUAAACCGGACGACUUAGGAAAGGCCACCACGGGGAGCUCGGGGUCUGCUGGUAACAUAUCUCAAGACCUGCAUCUAGUUUUCUUGAUGUGAUGCUUUAUAACCUUCCUGCGGAGGGCCACAUGCAAGAACUAAGUGACGCCUAUAGAAUGGCUCCAUCUCCUUAGAGGAAAGAAAUAUUCAGACCAUGUACCUUACUUGCUCUCUCCUAUUUGGUGGAAUUUGCCAAUGUUACCUCUUGCCAUACUGAUGAAAGGGGGAUGCUGGCAAAAUAACAGGCAUAAGAUGUAUUAUCAUUGCUCAUUCCUUGGGGAGAUCUAGAAGCAACUGGCCAGGAAAUAUUUAGCAGAAUUAAUACUUGGGGACAAAAGCUGGUGCAUAACAAAACCACUGUGUAAAUCAAGCCUAGAAUGUAAAUCAAGGGCUUCAUUAAUAUUCUGUGUUUUAAUGGAAGAAACACCUGCUGGGCUAUCAAUAAAGGCAUUUUGCAGAAA